Meriones unguiculatus (Mongolian gerbil) is the source of this 3893-nucleotide messenger RNA. It is a transcript of the gene Ilrun, whose product is annotated as inflammation and lipid regulator with UBA-like and NBR1-like domains. Lineage: Eukaryota; Metazoa; Chordata; Mammalia; Rodentia; Muridae. Bases 224 to 1099 code for a protein of 291 amino acids. Gene Ontology annotation, molecular function: ubiquitin binding. Gene Ontology annotation, biological process: macroautophagy. The transcript is spliced from 5 exons. The record is from RefSeq and is a predicted model, not a curated record. Gene Ontology annotation, cellular component: phagophore assembly site.
GGAGCACGAGCCCGAAAGCUACCAAGAGAGGGAGCGAGCGGUGCGGCGCGGCGCGGCGCGCGCAGCCCAUGAGGCGGUGAGAGGCCUGGGGCCUGCCUCGGAGCAGCGCGCGCGGCGCCGGCCAGCAGCGGGCCGCCCUCCGUGGGGCCCGGGCCCGGGCGCGGCGGCCGCCCGUGGAGAAGCGGUCCGGGGCGGAGGAAGCUGUGCGUCCGGGCCCCCCGCCAUGGAGGGCAUGGACGUGGACCUGGAUCCCGAGCUCAUGCAGAAGUUCAGCUGCCUGGGCACCACAGAUAAGGACGUGCUCAUCUCGGAGUUCCAGCGGCUACUCGGCUUCCAGCUCAACCCGGCCGGCUGCGCCUUCUUCCUGGACAUGACCAACUGGAACUUACAAGCAGCAAUUGGCGCCUAUUAUGACUUUGAGAGCCCAAAUAUCAGUGUGCCCUCCAUGUCCUUUGUGGAAGACGUCACCAUAGGAGAAGGGGAGUCUAUACCUCCUGACACUCAGUUUAUAAAAACAUGGCGGAUCCAGAAUUCCGGGGCUGAGGCCUGGCCUCCAGGUGUGUGUCUUAAGUAUGUCGGGGGCGACCAGUUUGGACAUGUGAACAUGGUGAUGGUGAGAUCGCUUGAGCCCCAAGAGGUCGCAGAUGUCAGCGUGCAGAUGUGCAGCCCCAGCAGAGCAGGGAUGUAUCAGGGACAGUGGCGGAUGUGCACUGCUACGGGACUCUACUAUGGAGAUGUCAUCUGGGUGAUUCUCAGUGUGGAGGUGGGUGGACUUUUAGGAGUAACGCAGCAGCUGUCAUCUUUUGAAACGGAAUUCAACACACAGCCACAUCGCAAGGUAGAAGGAAACUUCAACCCGUUUGCCUCUCCCCAAAAGAACCGACAAUCAGAUGAAAACAACUUAAAAGACCCUGGGGGUUCCGGGUUCGACUCGAUCAGCAAAAAUACAUGGGCUCCUGCUCCUGACCAAACCGAGCAAGAUCAGGAUAGACUGUCACAGAACUCUGUAAAUCUGUCCCCCAGCAGCCACGCAAACAACUUAUCAGUAGUGACUUACAGUAAGGGGCUCCAUGGGCCUUACCCCUUCGGCCAGUCUUAGACGGUGUCAGCAAGAAGGAAAAUUAACAAAAGACAGAAGGCCUGACUUUGGGGGGAGAGGGCGAGGGGUUCCUCUGGAUUGCAGAGCACAUCUCGCGGACGGACCCCUGGCUCAGACCCCCACCCACCCCCCAAUCACGGAAGAAGAGGAAGAAAGAGACUAGUUUUGAGUGAACUCAGUAUGCAUGUGUGAGUGCUGAACUGCAGGCGUGGUGUUGAGGCGACCGAGAAGAUCCACGCAGCCACCUUGGGUCUGGGUGAUGACUUCAGUCUAAUGAGUUAUUAGGUCACUCGGGAAGGGGAAGAAAUUUAAAUGGGGGAAAAUAAGCCAUCUUUUUAAACAAAAAUUAUUUUACCUACAGAGAGGUUGCAGUUUUGAGCACAUGUUAGAUUCCCUCUUCCCGAUGUUCAUCUUCUUGUAAGGCAUGGCACGCUCUACAGAACAGUGCUUGCUCUGGAAGCCGGCACAUGAGGCUGGCAUGGCACGUUUGCAGACUCUGCCAGUCGGCAACGCGUGCCGCACUGCCAUGACGGCAGGGUCUGACCCCGUUUGUUCUUAGUGGCGCCUGCCAAUGAGAUUCCUCCUUCCUCCUCUUUUUCUCUCCAACCUCCUGUUGAUUUACACCUUUGACAUUUGUGUCUGUCAACCUUGGGGCUUCUUAGCUAGCAUCAGAUCCUCUCUGCGGUAAGGACUUCCCUGUGUGGCCAGCAGAAGCCUGGAGGACAUUCCCAGAGGCAUUCUUUUUCACACGCUUGUACCAGUGGGCCCGCUUCCUGUUUCUCUUGGCAAAGGGCGUGCGGCCACAAAUACUGACCCUUGGUGCAGUGGCCUUUGUCCCAUUGGCUCUUACUGGGUGUGCACAUGCGCUCCAUGCACAGGGUUGUACCUCAUCCGCAAGUGUGAACUGUCCCCUGCUUCUCUUGUCACACAGCUCCCCUCCCUGUCUCCCCCCACACGUCCUGUGGCAUUACCGCAGCCUGUCAGUAGAGCCCAAGCUAUUAGGCAAUGAUGAUGCAGCCCCAGGUGGACGCCCCGCUCCUGACCGAAGCCCGGGAGGCCACAGUCAGGUGGACGUGAAAAGCCCUCCUUCAGCAGGGGCCGCCCUGUGUGGGCAGCAGGCUGCAGCCCAGCCAGAGCGCAGGCUUUUGCUCCCUGGGCAGGUGCAUGCCCGCUAGUGUCCCCUGGACUCCACGUGGCUUGAAAUGUGGAUAUCUCCACAGGACUCUUAAACCAGGCCAGAACAGCUGUCUGCCAAAGAUACAAGAAUAUGCAAAGUCCCUCCCCUUAGCCCCCUUCCCUGAGUCAGUGGCUUGAGAGCCGGGGAUACAGAUACAGUGUGGUUGUAGGGUCCCCUGUCUGCCUCCAGCCCCCGUGUGCUCCAGGGCUGUGAACAGAGCAGGGAGACCAGGGUGUGAGUGGCUGUAGGAGGUCCUCUAGCCUGGGUGCGGGUGCGGGUCUGGUCUGCCUGUCUGUCUCUGUCUGGAUGUUUGAGUUCCGGAAGUUGUGUGGUGGUGGUUCCUCCUCAUCCUCUUCUGAGACUGUUGAUUUUAAAUACUUGAUUGUGAAAGAAAAGCUUACAUGAAAAUCCCCCUCAGCUUUCCAUGUCCCACAAAAGCAAACCAACAGCAAGCUUUGUUUCAUUGAGGAAGUCCCUGGAGUAGGUGGAGAGGGCCGUGGAGAAGGGCAGCGAAGUUGGCUCUCCAGGUAGAUGGCUCUUCUCGGGGACUCUUACUUCCUCUGCACACAUGGACCCUUGAGCCAAGGGCGGUUCCUACCAGGUGCCCAAGCCACAUGUCUCAGGGGCUUUUGUCUGAGACCUCCUUGGGGCCAGACAACUGAUGCCAGUCUCUGAGGACACUGCCACCCUAGAGCACAUGCAUGCCCAGCCAUUCUCCCUGCUUCUGGCCUUGGAGCAGUGUGCCUCCAGCUGUCCUUGUGGAGCCAGGAGAGGCUUCAGCCCUGCCUCACUGCCUUCCCAUCUGUCCCCACUAGGUACCGGACUUCCUCAGUUUCCCCGAGGGGACCUCCUGGACCCUAUCUUCUUGUACCCCUUCCUGCUUGUAGCAACCUCACUUGACAAGCGCAAUGGCUCAGGUACCCUUGCUUACUUCCCAGAAACAAGCCGUGUCUGUGCGUCCUGGAGAGUUGGCUCCUUCCGAAGGCCAGAGCCGGUGCAGGCCGUGACUGGCUUCCCAGGUGCUGUUCCGCAGCCCCCAGAGCCCCCACAUGCACUGGGCCACCUCUUCGGGACCCUUGUUGGCACCCCCGAGGUGAGGCACACACUGAGUUUCAGAAGGGUUGGGAUGGGUGGAUGCAGGCUGGGAGGAAUCUGUGUGUGGAGUGAGGCGAGUGUGUGUAGGUGUGUGUGCACGUGUGCAUGCCUGUUUCUUUUUGCCAUGGAGACAAUUGAAUUUGGGGCAUUUUUCUACAAAGCUAGCCUCCUCUCCCCCCUGUACGGACUGGCUGUAAUUGCAAGCCAGGCACUUUCGCCAAGAUGGCCGGUGGCCAAGGUGGGAGGCGGGCAUGAGUGGAAAGACCCCCAAAUUUAGCCUGAGCUCCCAGCAGGAAAGAAAGAGUUGUCAGGAUUCGCAGAUGCAGACUAAGGGGCUGUCCCCACCCCUGCCCUGUUAUCCCUUGUUUCCUUGGGUGAAUGUGGGGGCAGCCUGCUGUCCCUCCCACCUGGACAGUGGUGGGUGUCUGGUGGGGCCUCGUGGUGCCUAGGAAAUGAAGAUGAGGUUUUCCUUACCAUGUAAAUGAAUAUUUGUAUGAUUAAAUUAACACACAAAAAAACCUA